GUUCGGGAAAGACAUUUUCAAUUUUCAUUAGUCUAAUCAAUUCCUAUUUCCGCCCCCCAUCGCUAAAAAUAAGAUUAAAAAAAAAUUAAAAAAAAGUCAACCAAAUUCCUCUGUCUAUGUAUGUGUGUGGAGGGUGAGUCUUUGGGUUUCAACUCAAAAACACAAAAUUCAAAAUGGCUUCUCUCUUUCCUCCCACAGCCGCAGCUAGCUGAUCAUCAUCAAACUACCUGUCUAUAUAUAUAAACACUGAGAUGCAGCGAACCGAAUUUCAUUUUUUUUUAAAAAAAGAAAUAAAAAGACAAGAAAUAAACAUUCUUCAGCGCACCCUACUUCUUCCUCCCAACAAGUAAAUCAAAGCAGCAAGUUGAAGGGCCAUAUCCUUAUUUGAUUAUUUGCCACGGCAAGUUGAAGCUGAAGAGAAACUAGAAGGAUAUCAUCAGAGGGAUAUAAUCGUAAAAAAAGUAAAAAAAAGAGUAUGGCGGAGGAGUUUCAGCUGGGGAGCGGGAACUGGUGGGAAACAUCAACGAGGAAUAGUAGUAGUACGGCCACGGCGGCGGCGCCGUCAACUUCAUCCGCCACCACCACCAACAACACCUUCGUUGGGUGGCCAACAGAUGUAGUAGUGGCCGCCAGGUCUUCCAUGGUGGAUGAUUCCACUGUGUGCGUGUCUGGUCACGAAUCCGGUGCCGGAGGACUGUUGGCCCAAUCCGGCGGGACUUGUUUACAAAUCAUGGAUUUAAGCCUCUCUUCUCAAACCAUGGAUUGGAACCCUGCCCUCUUGUAAGUCUUUUAACUUGUUUGCUUUCCUCUUCUUGCAUGGAAAUGAAUUAAACACACACACACACACACACACACUUGCACAAAAUAUCAAGCUCUUAUUUUUUUUCUUUUUAGUGUGUGUGUGUGUGUGUGUGUGUGUUAGUUGAUUCUAGUGAAUAUUGAUUGGGGGGUUACUACUGGGCAGCCGAGGGGAUAAGGGAGAGAGUAGUUUUCGAUCGAUGCUUCAAGAAGAAGCAACUAGUGGGAAUUUUCAACAGCAUCAUCAGCAGCAGCAGCAAGAACAACAAUGGAAUAGGCAUAAAUUACUAUAUUCAUUACCACCAAAUAAUUCCGAGGAUUCCUCCACCACCAACAAUAUCAGCAGUAGAGCAGCAGCAGCAGCAGGAGGUGGAGGAAUUUCUCUGGACAAUUCCCACUUCGGUUCUUCCAACACCUUUCAUCAUCACCUUGAUUCUUCUUCUUCUUCUUCUUCUGCUUCUUCUUCUGCUACCACUACAGCAUUUGGUGGUGGUACCAACAACAGUUCUCCAAAUCAUCAUCUCUUACAAGGUUUAUUAUCAGUUCCUCCUCCUGCUGAUCAUCAUCAGCAGCAGCAUCCAGCCAUGAAUUAUUCUGCUUACCAAAUCUCAUCAUCUUCAUCUAAUUAUGGUGGCAUCAAUAAUAGUUCUACUGUUGUUGAUCAUCAUCAUCAUCAACUUAUGGCGGCGCCUUCUAAUUCUUGGUCUAAUCAUAAUAAUAAUCUUCCUCAAUUUCUACGAAAUUCACCCCCCAAGCAUCCGCAACCACUUCAGCAUCAUGGUCAUGGUCAGCUGCACUUUUCCAAUAACACCCCAUUUUGGAAUGCUUCCUCGUCAGCUCCCAUGAACGAUGUCAGGUCGAACUUGUUCCCUUCGCUUCACUCCCAAAUCCCUUUACCAAAUUUUGAAGACAAAUCCAAGAAUACAUCUGAAGUUCGGGAGGUAUCCGUAGCAAAGAAGAGUAGCAGCAAUGAAACAUCCAAUAAAAGACCCCGAAAUGAAUCGCCAACCCCCAUGCCAGCUUUUAAGGUGAGGAAAGAGAAGAUGGGAGACAGAAUCACUGCGCUCCAACAAUUAGUUUCACCUUUUGGAAAGACUGACACAGCGUCUGUUCUCUCCGAAGCCAUCGAGUACAUCAAGUUUUUGCAUGAACAAGUUGGUGUAAGUACAAGAGUGUUACAAUAUUUGUCGACAGUUGAAUUUUGUACCUUUGAUCAAUGCCUCAAUUGUAAGAUCUUCAAAACCCAGGUAAUCAUAACUGAUGAUAUGUUCUUUCUUUCACAAAAAUCAGGUCCUAAGCACUCCAUACAUGAAAAGCGGAGCUCCCAUGACACACCUUCAGGUGCGUUACAUGUUUUCGUGUUUUUUUUUUUUUUUUUAAUCGUGCUGUACUAAGUUUAAACUUGUUGAAUUGUGCAUGUUUUGGACUUCAAAUACCUUAUAUUCUAAGCAAUGAAUAAGUAAAAUGGUUAGUUUGGACAACAGUUCCGGGGAUCGAUAGACAUCACUAAAUUAAUCUACAAGACUAAAUUUUAAUUACAAGUGGAACUUUAUAUGGAUUCUCCAGAUAGUUUUUUUCACCGGAACAAUAUCCCGACAGUUUGUUGUUGGUUUACUUAUUACUUUCAUUGUCACUUAGAAGUUAAAAUUUUGGUAGUAUUUCCUUUAUAAGAUCAUUACAUAAUCCAAUGUACAUAUGAUCAUAUUGGUCAUUUAUUUCGUAAGUUGCAAUAGUUUGUUGAUGGAGAAUCGUUAACGAACUUGAGCAGAAUCCUGACAAAUCUAAAGAUCAAGGAGAUGGACCUAAACAAGACCUGCGGAGUAGAGGAUUGUGUUUGGUGCCGGUGUCAAGUACAUUCCCAGUCACCCAGGAAACAACCGUGGAUUUUUGGACCCCAACAACCUUCGGAGCACCUUUCAGAU
This is a messenger RNA of Oldenlandia corymbosa var. corymbosa, 2720 nucleotides long. Lineage: Eukaryota; Viridiplantae; Streptophyta; Magnoliopsida; Gentianales; Rubiaceae. The record is from the annotation of a GenBank genome assembly.